This is a messenger RNA of Leptopilina heterotoma, 879 nucleotides long. RefSeq names its product triosephosphate isomerase (gene Tpi). Gene Ontology annotation, biological process: glycerol catabolic process; glyceraldehyde-3-phosphate biosynthetic process; gluconeogenesis. The coding region runs from base 116 to 859 and encodes 247 amino acids. Gene Ontology annotation, molecular function: triose-phosphate isomerase activity. The record is from RefSeq and is a predicted model, not a curated record. Gene Ontology annotation, cellular component: cytosol. NCBI's taxonomy places the organism in Eukaryota, Metazoa, Arthropoda, Insecta, Hymenoptera, Figitidae. The transcript is spliced from 3 exons.
AAUUUGUAAUUUCACCUUUAGGCAUUUUCAACAUUGUUUGAAGGUCGAAAGGUCGUUUAGACUUCAAGAAUUCUUCACGUUAAAAAAUUUUCUAAGUAAAUUAAAAACUUUAAUCAUGGACCGCAAAUUUUUUGUCGGUGGUAAUUGGAAAAUGAAUGGAAAUAAGAAGGAAAUUAACGAAAUUGUUAAUUUUUUGAAAGCUGGACCUCUCGAUCCAAAUGUCGAGAUUGUUGUUGGAGUUCCAUCAAUUUAUUUAACAUACACUAAAGACAUUCUCCCGCAGAAUGUAAGUAUAAGCGCUCAAAAUACGUACAAAGUAGAAAAAGGUGCAUUUACUGGGGAACUCAGUCCAGCUAUGUUGGUGGACAAUGGCAUUCCUUGGGUAAUCCUUGGUCAUUCUGAGCGGAGAAAUGUUUUCGGAGAAACAGAUGAGCUAAUUGCCGAUAAAGUUGCUCAUGCAUUAGAUGCUGGUGUGAAGGUUAUUGCUUGCAUUGGAGAAAAGUUAGAGGAGAGGGAGAGUAAUAAAACCGAAGAAGUUGUUUAUCGUCAGACGAAAGCCAUCUGCGAUAAGAUUAAAUCUUGGGACAAUGUCGUUUUGGCUUACGAGCCAGUCUGGGCAAUUGGAACUGGAAAGACCGCAACGCCCCAACAAGCUCAGGAGGUUCACGAUAAGUUAAGACAAUGGUUUACAAAGAAUGUUAGUGAUGCAGUAUCUAAAUCAUUAAGAAUUAUUUACGGAGGUUCUGUAACUCCAGACAAUGCCAAAGAUCUAGCGAAAGAAAAAGACAUUGAUGGCUUCCUUGUAGGUGGAGCUUCCUUGAAACCAGGUUUUGUUCAAAUUGUUAAUGCAAAACAAUAAAAAGUGCUUUUAUCGAUUUA